This is a messenger RNA of Aspergillus oryzae RIB40, 1059 nucleotides long. It is a transcript of the gene rrp36, whose product is annotated as putative pre-rRNA processing protein. The transcript has 2 exons. Gene Ontology annotation, biological process: maturation of SSU-rRNA from tricistronic rRNA transcript (SSU-rRNA, 5.8S rRNA, LSU-rRNA). NCBI's taxonomy places the organism in Eukaryota, Fungi, Ascomycota, Eurotiomycetes, Eurotiales, Aspergillaceae. The coding region runs from base 1 to 1059 and encodes 352 amino acids. The record is from RefSeq and is a predicted model, not a curated record. Gene Ontology annotation, cellular component: 90S preribosome; nucleolus.
AUGGCGAUCUCAGAUCUCCUCAACCGUCGCGUGCGAGCUUUGCCGGAGGAAGACGAAGAAAUCUAUUCAGAAGAAUCAGCAUUUGAAGAAAAAAGCGAUGACAGACGCUCAGGUGAAUCCGAUUCAGAUUCAGACGAUCUUGAUGACGAAGCAUUGGAGGAGACCGAUGACAACUCUGAACACGACGGGCCCGUUGGCUUAGAAGACGACGAAGAUAGUGAAGAUGGUGAAGACAAUGAUAAUGGAGAGGACGAUGUCCAAGCUUCCCUUAGUAGCAUAUCCUUUGGAGCCCUCGCUAAAGCGCAAGCGUCACUCGGUCCGAAAGGCAAGCGCAAUGCAAAAACCGCCAAACCUACAGAGGAGUCCCCGCAGACUACAUCACCGCUAGACGACAUCAGAGCGCGAAUCCGCGAGGCACGGGAGCAAAAACGUCAAGAAUCCGGAAAAUCCAAGGACUCGGCAAAACCUGCAAGGACUUCAAAACAUGCCCCCAUGGUUCAGUCAUCUAAACGCGCCGUUUCACGCAAGCGCACUGUUGUCGAACCUCCAUCGGUACCCAAAUCGCGAGACCCACGAUUUGAUCCGACGGUGCUCAGUCAUGGUGGUCGCCAUAAUGCUGAAUCGGCCAGGAAGGCAUACUCGUUCCUAGACGACUAUCGUUCUUCAGAGCUGAAAGAGCUAAAGGCCAAGUUCGCCAAAACAAAGAACGCCGAGGAGAAGGAAGCUUUGAAGCGUGAGAUUCGGUCCACGUCGGAUCGUCUCCGUGCAAUGGAGAAUAGGAGGCGGGAAGAGGAGGUACUGGCAGAGCAUAAGAAACGAGAGAAACAGCUCAUCCGCGAAGGAAAAAAGAGCAACCCAUACUUUUUGAAGAAGUCCGACCUCAAGAAGCAAGUAAUGCUCAAGAAAUACGAGAAUAUGAAUUCGAAGGAACGCACGAAGGCCCUAGAACGGAGACGGAAGAAGAUUGCCUCCAAGGAAAGGAAAGAGAUGCCCAUGGAACGCAGAUUAGGCAGUGAGGGCAACGAUGACGGUGGCAGGAAACGGCGGCGGAUGGCGUGA